GUUCAAAACACCUGAGCCGGCGCCGAGCUAGAGCUGCCAGUAACGCUCGCCUCGCGCGCAGGGUCGCCUUUUUUGGUUGUUAUUAAUAUUAUUGCUACAUCGCGUUCGGGACGGUAUUCGAAAAGAAUAUCAGAACCCGUCCCGCGUUCGGAAGUUCUAUUCCAAGCGUUCGACCGUCCUGCACUGAGGGAACACACAGUCUGUACACGGGCUGGAAAACAAGAUGUCCGCAGCCGGGACAGUGGGGGCAGAACGGGACGGAGGAAAGUCCCAACGGGAGCAUAUGUACCGCGAGUUUCAGACAUGGGCCGUCCAGACUUACGGGGACAGCGGCAAGACCAAGACGGUGACCCGGAAAAAGUACCGGCGCAUCACGCGGUACCUCUCGGGCGACGAGAAGCCCACCACCGACAACGCCAAGUUCCGCUUCUGGGUGAAAUCCAAAGGGUUCGUUCUGUCCCCUCUGGGAAACAACAACGACUCGCCCACCAAGAAGGGGAUACUCUACGUUCCCGUGAAAAAUCAGGACGUGAAGACAGGACAAGGCUUUAAGCGCGUGGCGGUUGUGGAGGAUUUCUUCAGCAUUAUCUACAACAUGCACGUCAGCGCUCCGGAAGGGGACGGCCGGCCGCCCAAACACGCCGGGCAGAAGAGGACGUACAGAGCUGUGUUGGGGCCGCUCAAUGCCUAUCAGGACGUACGCACUCCCCCGGCUUCGGAAAUCUAUGACCCUCUGUCUCCUGGGUAG
This is a messenger RNA of Branchiostoma belcheri (Belcher's lancelet), 748 nucleotides long. Its product is annotated as nucleolar protein 4-like. The record is from RefSeq and is a predicted model, not a curated record. NCBI's taxonomy places the organism in Eukaryota, Metazoa, Chordata, Leptocardii, Amphioxiformes, Branchiostomatidae. The coding region runs from base 224 to 748 and encodes 174 amino acids. The transcript is spliced from 3 exons.